Molecule: messenger RNA, 1652 nt
Organism: Lolium rigidum
Lineage: Eukaryota; Viridiplantae; Streptophyta; Magnoliopsida; Poales; Poaceae
Product: dnaJ protein homolog
Exons: 6
Coding region: 58-1323 (421 amino acids)
Biological process (GO): response to heat; protein refolding
Cellular component (GO): cytoplasm; cytosol
Molecular function (GO): Hsp70 protein binding; ATP binding
Source: RefSeq, a predicted model, not a curated record
CCCCUGCUCCCACCCACCCGCCGGCGGAGAGGCCAGCGGCGGCGCGCGGCGGCGAAGAUGUUCGGCCGGUCGCCCAAGAAGAGCGACAACACCAAGUACUACGAGAUCCUCGGGGUGCCCAAGACCGCCGCCCAGGACGACCUCAAGAAGGCCUACCGCAAGGCCGCCAUCAAGAACCACCCCGACAAGGGCGGAGACCCCGAGAAGUUCAAGGAGCUAGCACAAGCUUAUGAGGUUUUGAGUGACCCUGAGAAGCGUGAGAUCUAUGAUCAGUAUGGUGAAGAUGCCCUCAAGGAAGGAAUGGGAGGAGGAGGAGGAGGUGGAGUUGAUCCAUUUGACAUCUUCUCAUCAUUCUUUGGGCCCUCUUUUGGAGGUGGUGGUGGCAGCAGCAGGGGCAGAAGGCAAAGGAGGGGAGAGGAUGUUGUUCAUCCACUGAAAGCUUCUCUAGAAGAUCUUUACAAUGGUACCUCAAAGAAGCUCUCUCUUUCCCGCAGCGUCCUCUGCUCCAAGUGCAAGGGCAAGGGCUCCAAGUCUGGUGCUUCCAUGAGGUGCCCAGGCUGCCAGGGUUCAGGCAUGAAAGUGACUAUCCGUCAGCUGGGGCCUUCCAUGAUACAGCAGAUGCAGCAGCCUUGCAAUGAAUGCAGGGGUACUGGAGAAAGUAUUAACGAGAAGGAUCGCUGCCCAGGCUGCAAGGGUGAGAAGGUUCAUCAGGAGAAGAAGGUUCUAGAGGUCCAUGUUGAGAAGGGGAUGCAACACAACCAGAAGAUCACCUUCCCUGGAGAAGCUGAUGAAGCGCCUGAUACUGUUACUGGGGACAUUGUAUUCGUCGUCCAGCAGAAGGAACACCCCAAGUUCAAGCGAAAGGGCGAUGAUCUCUUCUAUGAGCACACCUUAUCUCUCACCGAAGCUCUCUGUGGGUUCCAACUUGUUCUGACCCAUCUGGACAACAGGCAGCUGCUCGUUAAGUCAAACCCUGGUGAAGUUGUUAAGCCUGAUUCAUUCAAGGCAAUCAGCGACGAGGGAAUGCCGAUGUACCAGAGGCCUUUCAUGAAGGGCAAGCUGUACAUUCAUUUCACCGUAGACUUCCCCGACUCCCUGGCGCCUGACCAGUGCAAGGCUCUCGAGGCUGUGCUUCCACCAAAGCCUGCAUCCAAGAUGACUGACAUGGAGCUUGAUGAAUGCGAGGAGACAACGAUGCAUGAUGUGAACAACAUCGAGGAAGAGAUGCGCAGGAAAGCCCAGGCCGCUCAGGAGGCGUACGACGAGGAUGAUGAUGAGAUGCCCGGCGGCGGUGGCCAAAGAGUGCAGUGCGCACAGCAGUAAGCAAGCGGAGUACAUUAUCUAGGAACCUGUCGUUGUUGUGCCAAGGUUGGCAGCAAGUCUUUUGGAUCCAAGAUGCCUGCUCUCUUGUUUUGGUGCUGCGAUCGAUGAAGAAGCUGAUUUAGGGGCGUAUGGCGCCAGGACUGUAUCCUCCUUGCCUUUGAAAAUUGCUAUCCAGGAAUAGCUUGCUACUUUUGCUGUAGUAUGAUACCUCGUAGUACGAGUGCUUCCUAUAAUGGUAAUCUUGUGGUGGAAACUACAAUGCACGGUCUCUGAAUAUGUUUUGUCUAAACGACUGAUUGUGCAAGUAUAUGUUUGUGGUUUUUGCAUCA